Molecule: messenger RNA, 2859 nt
Organism: Paramecium octaurelia
Lineage: Eukaryota; Ciliophora; Oligohymenophorea; Peniculida; Parameciidae
Source: the annotation of a GenBank genome assembly
AUGGAUCGAUCAAGUUCAGUACCUCGACCUGGAUCUGGAGCCUUAAUCCCUCCCUCGCAAGGACAGUCAUACAGACCAAGUGGUGCACCAUCUUAAUUUUCAAAUUCUCAAAUGAAAUUCAUGAAUGAUCUAGUUUAACAGUAGCCAAACAGUUAGAGACAAGCUGUUAGCCAAUAACUUGAAUAACUAACUCCCGAGGAAAUAAGUGAAAUUUAGAGAAAGUUGGAAAACGGUGAGAUUUUGCAUGGUCUCUCAGCCCUACCAGAAGGAGCCAAUAUGACACAUAAAUUUAUAGUUAAAGUGAGAAAGCAUAAUCAGCCUGCCCAACCAGUAAAGUCAACACCUCCUCCUCCACCGCCUUAGAAGUAUGUUCCCUAAUAUUGUCCUGAUUGUCUGAAUAAGGAUCAAAAAGUAAUAGUUAAAUUGUAUUUGAAAUUAGCUAAAGCAGUAGGAUGCAAAGAUCGAAUAAUUACUGGAUGAAAUGAACAAGAUGAGCAAGUUCUUGGUUGACAAGAGUCAGGAAAUUGAAAUCUGGAAAAGACAAUAUAUGGCUAUUUAAUAAGUACGAAUUCCCAUCAUAUCUAGGAUCUUUCCAAGCCAAAAGUGAUUGAUAAUUCAGAUAAGUAUCUAAAAGAGAUCAACGAUUUGAAAAACAAACUCAAUCAAAAGGAAAAUGAAAUCCAAUCCCUUGAAACCAACAUCAAAUAAAUUUAAGAAAACCAAGAUCAAAUUGAAUUGAGAGGUGGCAACAAUGACGAUGGCGAAUUGGAGCAGUUGUAAAAGGAUCUCUAUGAUGCCAAACAAGAAAUCGAACUCUAUAAGGAAGACAACGAUAGAUUGAAUUAUAAGUUAAGCAAUAUGGAGGCUCAAUUACAGAAUAGGAGAACAGAGAUAACCACUAUUUAUAAACCUGAUCCUGAAACCGAACGAUAACUCAGAGAACUACAAAGCAAAUACACUCUCCUCCAAUCACAAUAUUACACCAUCUCUGAACAAUCAAAAACUUAUUAAAAAGAAAUCCAAUAUGAAACUAAAAUCAUCUACUAGCCUGAUCCUGAAACAGAAAGAUAACUCUAAGAACUUAAGCAAAAGUACACUCUCCUUUAGUCUUAAUAUUACACUCUGCAAGAAACGAGCAAGAUAGUCUAAAAAGAAAUACAAUAUGAAACCAAAGUUAUUUACUAGUCAGAUCCUGAAACUGAGAAAUUGUUGCAAAAGAAAAUCUAACAAUAUGAAGAACUAUACGCUCGAUAUACAUUGAUUCAAGACUAGUAUACCUCGUUGCAAUAGAGACAAUAAACCACAGUUUAUGAAACUAAGACUAUCUAUUAACCAGAUCCUGAAACCGAGAGACAAUUACAAAUUAAAAUUGAUCAAUAUAAUCAAUUGCAAUCAAGAUAUAAUCAAUUACAAAAUCAAUUUUACUCAUUGGAAGAGAGAAGUAAAAUUGUUCAGAAGGAAAUAUAAUAUGAAACAAAAGUAAUUUAUUAGCCUGACCCUGAAACAGAGAGAUUACUAAAAUUGAAGACUCAAUAAUUGGAAUCCAUGACUACUAAGUGCAGUAUGUUACAAGAACAAAUUGAAACAACCAGAAUCUAAAUAGAAUAGUAUUAAACCAGAGUGUACUAAUUCGAGUCAAGAAAAUCAGAUAGUGAAAACUACCAAAUCUAAAUUGAACAACUCAAAGAUCAACUCAGAAGAGCUAAUUCUGAUAUUGAGUAAUACACUAGAAAGAUCUACCAAUUAGAAUCCAACAAUGAAUAAACAGCGUUUCUUAAGAAGUAGAUAUCCGAUCUUAAAUUGCAGUAUGAACAGGAAUAGCAAUUAACUUUCCAAUUGAAACGAAGAAUUGAAGAGAUGAAGGCUGAACAAUCUUAAUAUGAGGUCUAUUAGUUUAAGAUAAGGGAAUUGGAAGUCCUUUUAUAGUAAAAAGAGGAUCGAAUCAGAUAACUUUAAUUGGAGUCUGAUUAGUAUAGAUCCGAGAUGAUUACUUAUCAAUAGAGAAUAUCAAGUUAUCAGAUUAAUAUUGACAACAAUGAGGCUCUUAAGUAAUAGAUUUAAUAGUGGAGAGAGAAGUAUGAAUAAUUGGAACAAAAGCAGAGGUACUAAAUAAAUGAGGAGGUGAAUCAAUGGAAAAUUAGAUACGAGCAAAUCGAAUAGAGAUACAUAUCGUUGUAAUAGAGUUACGAGACUAUUUAAAUUACUUUGAAUCAAUAUCAAGAUAAUGAACAAUCAGAAGUUUUGAAAUUAGAAAUCAAGAGAUUAUAAAAAACUGUAUGACUUAAUAUUUAUGUUUAGAUUGUUGAGUUGAGAAGUGAGAUCGAUAGAUUACUAGUUUAAGCUUCGGAUAAUCAAUGGUUAUCAAAGAGAUAUGAGGAACAGUAAUUAUUAAUAGAGCAAUUCAAAUCUCAAUUGGAGGAGAGACAAUCAGUCUAGAGGGAAUACACUUAUGAGAUUCAGAACUUGAACCAAAAAAACGAGCACACCACCAGCACCAGUCAGAAGAUAGUGACUACUUAAUAAUAAUAUACUCAGGAUUCGAAGUCAAUCUACCCAUAGAUGACUUAAUAAACGAAGACGAUUGAGUAUAGUUCAGUCCAACCGAAGAUCAAUGAAUAUAGCUCUUAUUCAUCAAGGCCUAUUGAGUAUACGAGUGUGUAAUAGAGACAGUCUUAUUAACAAUCUCAGUUUCUGUAACCGAGUCAGAUCGUAAUGAACGAAUAAAAGCGAGUAAUAUAUUUGUGAGUAUGAAAUUAGAGCAGAGUGGAAUAAGAGUUUAGUUCAUAGAGAUGGAAUGAUAAUUAUGAAGUGGUAUUGAAUGAAGUGACUCAAAAGGAGAAGUAAUUUUCAUGAUAUAAC